UAAAAGAAAGCACUAGAACCAUUGGAUCAUUUUAGUAGAAGGAGAAAAAGCAUUUGAUGAAGUUCAACAUCCAUUCUUGAUAAAAACCCCUCAACAAAAUAGGGUUAGAGGGAACAUACCUCAACAUAAAACCCAUCUAUGAAAACCUCACAGCUGACUGACAUCAUCCUCAAUGGGGAAAAACUAAGAGCUUUUCCUCUGAGGUCAGGAACAGGACAAGGUUGUUCCCUCUCACCGCUUGGAUUCAACAUAGUGCUGGAAGUCCUAGUCAUAGCAAUCAGACAACAAAAAGAAAAGUUCUAAGAACAAUUGGAAUUGGCUAUGGAUAAUUCAUAUCAUCUCAACCAACGAAACUCAUGUAAUGGACUUCCAUCUGAGAAGAAAAACAACUUCCUUGUGUCUGAAGAUCAUGGACAGAAAAUCUUAAGUGUACUACAGAAUUUUAGAGAACAAAAUGUCUUUUAUGAUUUCAAAAUAAUCAUGAAAGAUGAAACAAUCCCAUGUCAUCGUUGUGUCUUAGCAGCAUGCAGUGACUUUUUCAGGGCCAUGUUUGAAGUGAACAUGAAAGAGCGAGACGGUGGGAGCGUCACCAUCACUAAUCUGUCCUCCAAAGCAGUAAAAGCGUUUCUUGACUAUGCCUACACUGGGAAAACCAAGAUAACGGAUGAUAACGUGGAAAUGUUCUUCCAGUUGUCAUCAUUUCUUCAAGUUUCCUUCCUAGCCAAAGCUUGCAGUGACUUCUUAAUAAAGAGUAUUAACCUUGUCAAUUGUUUACAGUUAUUAUCGUUGUCAGACAGCUACGGCUCUCCCCGCUUGUUUGACCACGCGCUGUACUUUGUACAGCACCACUUUUCCUUACUGUUUAAAUCCAGUGAUUUCCUAGAGAUGAACUUUGGAGUACUGCAGAAAUGUCUGGAAUCCGAUGAACUGAAUGUCCCUGAAGAAGAGACUGUACUGAAAGUGGUCCUUAGCUGGACCAAACACAACUUAGAAUCAAGGCAAAAGCAUCUGCCUUACUUGAUUAAAAAAGUUAGAUUACAUCAGUUAUCCGAGGAGACCCUUCAAAACUGUCUGCUCAACGAAGAGUGUUUACUCAAAAGCACAAACUGCUUUGACAUAAUCAUGGAUGCUGUUAAGUGUGUGCAAGGUUCUGGUGGACUCUUCCCUGACGCUCGACCAUCCACAACUGAAAAAUACAUAUUUGUUCACAAAACUGAGGAAAACGGUGGAGACCAAUAUACCUUUUGCUACAAUAUAAACAGUGACUCAUGGAAAGUGCUGCCACAGUCACACCUGAUUGACUUGCCAGGGUCUAGUCUGUCUAGUUACGGAGAGAAGAUAUUCCUGACGGGCGGGUGCAAAGGGCCGUGCUGUAGAACGGUUCGGCUUCAUAUCGCAGAGUCCUAUCAUGAUGCGACUGACCAAACCUGGUGCUACUGUCCAGUGAAGAACGAUUUCUUCCUGGUAUCAGCUAUGAAGACACCAAGAACCAUGCAUACAUCAGUUCUGGCUCUCAACAGAUUAUUUGUCAUAGGUGGAAAGACGAAAGGGUCUCAGGACAUUAAAAGCCUCUUAGAUGUCGAGUCUUACGACCCUCUUUCUAAAGAAUGGAUGUCUGUCAGCCCGUUACCCAGGGGCAUAUACUACCCUGAAGCGAGCACCUGCCAAAAUGUCAUUUAUGUUCUUGGGUCAGAGGUAGAGAUUACAGAUGCCUUUAACCCGUCACUUGAUUGCUUUUUCAAAUACAACGUGACCACCGAUCAGUGGUCUGAACUCGUAGCAGAGUUUGGGCAGUUUUUUCAUGCGACACUAAUCAAAGCUGUCCCAGUAAACUGCACACUGUACAUAUGUGACCUUUCCACCUAUAAGGUUUAUAGUUUUUGUCCAGAUACUUGUGUCUGGAAGGGUGAAGGCUCUUUUGAAUGUGCAGGCUUUAAUGCAGGCGCAGUUGGAAUUGAAGACAAAAUUUAUAUCUUGGGUGGCGAUUACGCACCAGAUGAGAUCACAGAUGAAGUACAAGUCUACCACAGUGGCAGAUCUGAGUGGGAGGAAGUCUCACCCAUGCCACGAGCCUUAACGGAAUUUUACUGCCAGGAAAUGUUCAUCCUUUCCAGAAAGGAAAAACUAAAGGGAAAUAGAAUCCCUUGCUGAUCUUGUUUUAUUAUUCUCUCAUCCUGAUGUCCACCAGUCUUCUCAUUGGCCAUUGAUGUAUGGUAAAGUUUCUAGAAAUAUCCUUGUUGUCAAGCCUAGCUCCCUCUGCAUUUAAGAUACUUCCUAACACACAAGGCUUUCUGCCUUUUUUCUACAAUUGCUGCAGUUUACUUGCUAAUCAUUUUCUUCUUAUUGCCAUCCCUUUACACCAGGGAAAAGUACUCUGUCUAGUCACAAAACCCCAGACUCUUCCUUUAUUUCCUGUUCUUGAUCCUUGGUGCUAUCGCGGUCUGUGCUGGGCUUGCCUCCACUAAUCACUGAUGUUGUUCACUCUAAUUUUGCGUCUUCUGUAGAGACAGCGCUUUCUUUUGAUCUAUCUGCCGUACUGAGAAAUGGUUCUCUGUGUUCCAAAUCCUCAAGGAACCCAACCACAGGCACGGCACACCCGGUCAAUGACCGGACUGGUCACACCUUCCUGACCCUGCCAAUCCCUGGCUUCACUGUCCGAGAACCAUGUCUGUCAUUCUGGCCUCACCCUCCGUUCCGGACCUCUGACAGGCAAGUCUCAGUGAUCUCUCAAGUUCAUUCUCAGUACCCCCAGAAAGAGCUGUUUUUCCUGUCUGUAAGCUUAGGUGAGAGGAAAUAACAUCCCUUUAUCUAUGGCCUCUUCCCUGAGUCCCUUUUUUUUCUUUAAAGUCCGCUGUCCUUUCAUUAUCAUCCUUCAGCCAGUGUUGCAUUGUAAGAGACAAAGUAAUUGUGCUCAUUAUCCAAAUUGCUUUCAUUCUUGUGGAAAAAUUCUGUUAAACAUUUCUAAAUCCUUUAUCAUUUGGUUUGCUCCACUACACUUGGAUUACGCAUGCAAAAAAAAAUCUAAUAUUGUAACCUCUUCUACAACUGAAGGUAAUUAUAUGGCAUUAUUAUAUAUAAAAAAAUUAAAUUCAGCAUUUAGAUGAGAUCAAUUCAAAGUCAAUGGACACUUGUGAUCUGCAAACUUGAUUUAAAAUGUGGACCACCUUUUGUUCACCUGUUGCCUGUGAGACUGUGAAGUAUGAAGUAUACUUGCAUAAUCACAAGUAACUCCAUUCCCGUAACAGUCAGCUCUGGUUCUGGGUGGGAAAGAGGACUCUAUCACAGCUAUAUUCACUACAUGCUACCCUUGAGGGCUAGAAACUUAUUUGAGAGUGACCACAUCCUGCAACACGGUUCUGUUUUUCCCAGAUACCAAGAGCGGCUGAGGAUGUGUGUAGUGUACCUAACUCAAGGUGUACGGUCAAAAAAUCAAAGUAUGGAGAAAAGCAUCUAUUUACAGUGUGAGAUUUGGAAGCAAUAAAUGCAAUGAUUAAAUAUACUGCUGAACAUGUAGUGUUACUUUUAAGUCUUCAUUUUCAGUGUGAUCGAAUCCAGUACUUGGAAACUCUUUUAUAUUUAGAAUUGAAACUAAAACCGUCUUCCAGUGGGCAGCUCUGGAGGGCACUGAAGAAAUGAAAAGUGUUGAAUUUAUAGGGAAGCAGGUUUCCAUCCAACCUAAGAAACAACUUUACUCCACAAAGCCAUAUUUACACGAAGACUAGUGGAACAUGGCAUGUGGCACAAGGUCAGCCCAAUUAACUCCUAUACAGGAGUGCACAACCAAAGAUUUCUAGGCUCUAUUUACACAUUUUGGCUCAACAGUUUUCUGACCUAGGACCCAUGACUUCCUCCUCCAAUUUAUUUAGCAUUUGGGCAUUCUAAGUAACUCGAUUCCACUGGUCCUGCGUACUCAGUUUCUACAGGACUUGAGUUUUAAACUCCAUCAUUUCAAGAGCAUUCUUGUGGGAGGGAAUUUGCUCUUUGUUCCUUUUUUUUAAUUACUCAGGAAAAAGUCUGUAAACGGUGCUGACAUUUACAGUGCACUGGUAAUAGGGAUUUUUCCUUCCGCCUACCAAUGGUGCACAUUUGUUUCACAGAGAAUAGAAACUGAAAGAUCAGUACCUAAAAUUUUCUCCUGAAUUUGUGAGUUUGCUGCACAUGUUGCUAUAUAGUUAAAUGUACUGAUUCUAGUUAAAGAUUAUGUGAUUUAAAAAGUAUCUUUAUAUCUUAAAAACCUACAUGUGUUUGUAAGUCAGUUCUAUUUGAUGGCACUAUGAUGCUUCAUCAGAUUUAAUAUCUGAAUAGGGAAUAUGCUCACGGGAUGAUACUCUUACACACUUAGCAAAAGAUAACUCUUCUAACUCCUAGACUCCUAUUCAAACUUGAAAGUCACCUUGCAAUCUGAUACAGCUUCUGGCCUGGUAGAGAAGCCCCCCUAAAUUCCAAAGCACCCUGAUGAUUUUUUUUCCCAUUUCUAGUUCAGUUCUUUCAGGAAGAAAGAGCUCAAUGCCUUCAUGUUUGAAAAGUUCUGUUAGAAAGUUCUCUUUGAUAUUCAAAAUGCUGUUGCCUCCCCGCAGUAACUUCCAGCCCUUGGUCCUAGGGAGCUGUCUCCACAAGUAUUUCAAAUAGUAGUGGGUCUCCCCUUCCUCUAAAAUCAAGGCCUCAUUUUCCUUCUUGUUCAAAUGCUUAUUAACACCUUAAAACCUGCCACAAUGGCCGGGGUUACAAGCCUUUUUCGUGUACAGUUGCCUCAGAAAAUCUAUUGGCGGCUCUCGCCUUGUUGGUGGGUUGAGCCUGACCAGCAUUGCCGAAUCUCUUGAUAAUUCUGGCAUUAUUUAUUCCCUUAACCAGCUCUCUAGUUCUUAAACAUCUAAAUGUGAGCUGGAGCCUUGCUGGGUCUCUCUUCUUUUACCCCCACCCCUAACCCAUCAACAUUAUCACAAACACAAAUUUUCUAGGAAAGGAAUUCUAAAGCCAAAUUGUAAUAAGUCUUUCAAUCAUUUGUCAUUAGAUAGGGUCUUCAGACUCUUAAAGACACUUCUGAUAAAGACCUUAAAAAGUAUGGAAAAAUUAGAAAUCAGAGCAGUCACAUCCUUCGUGGUUACUGGGAAGACAAUCUGCUCACAAAUUAAUAAGGACCAGCCUAUGGUAUGAGUCUGGAGCUUCACCGAUGCUGUUGGCCCAACUGGAUAGAGCAUGGUACUUCCAUGAGACAAUGCCAUUGUUCGAUAACGCUAUGUAUGAAUCGGGUAGCAUUAUUCAUCCCAUUAACCUUGACAACAUUCCCUGCCAUAACUGUCUACUGGCUCAACAAAUUAUGCUGUGGGUUCCAAGGGUAACAAGGUUGCUGGGAUAACUCAAGAGUACAGUUCUCGGAGUAUCACGGUGUGGCGUAAGUAUUUCUUGCCUGUUUUCCUCAUUUAGUUGGAAGUUCUUAGGAAUAGGGGCAUAUAUUCAUCAUUUCUGGACCUGGCAAUUAGCACAGUACCUGCAUAUAAGUAAGACAUCCAGUAAAUGGACAUUCUGUUGAGCCAAUAUAUGAAGCAAAAUACAUUUGCUACAAUUAAAUUGUUACUGAGUGGGUCCCUUAUAACUGUACGUUUUGCAACUUAUUUUCAUGUACAAAGAAAAUUAUUUUGAUUUUAGGAUUUUACAUGAUCACGUUGUACUUUAGUUAUUUAUUAAUGUAUAUGUUAAUUCUUUUUGUAAUAUUUGCUAUCUUUCUCAUGUUCAAAGUCUGAGAAAAUUGGGUUAGAUAAUUUCUACCACAGGAGUUUUUGUUGGUAUUUAGAAAAGUAAGAAUGAAGGCCUUGUGGAGAGUCAGACUGCGUUACACAGUGCCCUGCCCAGCUACGGAGAACAUGUACAGUUGCAUAAUACAUGGGUAGUUGGUUCUUGAAAGUAAAAUUAUAGAUUCAAAGUCAUUUUUCCACAUAAUUUUUUAGUGCAUAGGGAUUACUUGUUCUCAGUGAAUUUUAAUUAUAAUGUCUAAUUCUGUGUUUCCUUUCAAAGGUAAUAAUAGAUAAGACAGUGACUGCAAAUUUCCUUAGGAGACCUGCAACCCUCUGUGUCCCCAGUUAAAGCAUAACAGAGACCUUCCCCCUUGGGGAGGUAGUGCUCCAAGCUACCGGAAUACCGGACUGGCACACACGAGUAAUUUUCUUCCUUUGCCUUGUAGUGGAAUGUGGGCUUUGCUGUAUGCUAUGUGAAAUAAAAUCAGAAGUUUUGCUUCAGGUCCAUGUGAA
Molecule: messenger RNA, 6245 nt
Organism: Prionailurus viverrinus (fishing cat)
Lineage: Eukaryota; Metazoa; Chordata; Mammalia; Carnivora; Felidae
Gene: KBTBD3
Product: kelch repeat and BTB domain containing 3
Exons: 4
Coding region: 322-2151 (609 amino acids)
Molecular function (GO): protein binding
Source: RefSeq, a predicted model, not a curated record